GAGCAGGCUCAUCAGUUUUUGCUCCUCACAGCAUCCGAGCAGCUUCAAGCCUCUCAACAAGGAUUCUUUUCGCCCACCUGAAAGCCAGGACCAAACCAACACAUCAAGAUGGCCAAGAUCGUACUUGGAAUCGUUGCAGUAAUUGCAUCUUUCAUGCUGGUGAACUCGCUCACCUGCAACAAAUGCUCCAUUAGUGUUUUUGGCACCUGCUUGAGCUCCGGCACUGUGGAAUGCGCGACCAACAGCAGCGUCUGCUUCACUGGAAAGAUCGAGUUCACAUCAGUCACCGCACUACGCUUGAACUCACAGGGUUGCCAGAAUACCACCACUGGUUGCAACAUGACCACGACGAACUCCCUGCUUGGCUUUGAGUACAACAGGACCAUCGAAUGUUGUGAAUCUGAAAAGUGCAACAGUUUCACCCUUAGUGGAGCCCCAACCAACAAGCUGACCUUCACUGCCGCCAUUGGGGCAGCUCUCCUGGCCUCCGUGUGGGGAAGCAUGCAGUAAAAUGUUCACUGCUGAACCUUCGAGCUCUGUCCGAAAUAAACUCUGGUCAUCAUGAGUUUAAAAAAAAUAUGGUUUCAGUGACACUUUAUUUCAUAUAACUUAUAUUCAUGUCAUGUUAGGUUUUGGGGUUCACAAUGACUAAAGUCCACAUCGUGGAGGUUGAUCAAUGGAAUGAAAACAUUGUGUUGAGCAUUGAGUAUGUCGACCUUCCAUGUUGUUGUUUUUCUUCGUUUUGGUUUGUAAUGAAUACAUUUAUUUAUCAUUACACUAAAUAGUUUUUACUGUAGAAAACUCAGGAUGUUGAAAUAAACAAAAUCACUGAUCCUUCA
Paralichthys olivaceus (Japanese flounder) is the source of this 839-nucleotide messenger RNA. The record is from RefSeq and is a predicted model, not a curated record. Lineage: Eukaryota; Metazoa; Chordata; Actinopteri; Pleuronectiformes; Paralichthyidae.